Molecule: messenger RNA, 6372 nt
Organism: Clarias gariepinus (North African catfish)
Lineage: Eukaryota; Metazoa; Chordata; Actinopteri; Siluriformes; Clariidae
Gene: itgb4
Product: integrin, beta 4
Exons: 42
Coding region: 381-6146 (1921 amino acids)
Biological process (GO): cell-matrix adhesion; integrin-mediated signaling pathway; cell migration
Cellular component (GO): focal adhesion; membrane; integrin complex
Molecular function (GO): integrin binding
Source: RefSeq, a predicted model, not a curated record
GAGGGUUUAAAACCACACUCUCACACACACUCGCACACUCUCACACACACACACUCUCACACUCACACGGCUGACCCGAUCCUGCUGUUCUGCUCCACACACUCACACACUCACAGAUUAGAGCUGGAGUGUAACUGCAAGAGGAGAAACACAACCUGCUCCAGAACACACACACACUCAUACACACACACACACACACACAUACUCACACACACACACUGCUCUGAGAUCAAAGGCUUUACAACUUUAACUUUAAACGAAUAGUUUUAAUUUUUUUUCCCCACUUUGGGAAAGUGUGUGUGUGUGUGUGUGAAGGAGGAAAGGAAUUUACUUCACCACUUGGACUUUGAGACUUGGACUGGGCGACUCAGAGGUUAGAGAUGGGAAGGUGGGCGUGGCACCUUAAUGGGCUGUUUCUCUUUCUCACCCUGAUUGGUCAUCAUAAUGUCAACGCUAAUCGUUGUGUAGCGAGUAAAGCCACCAGCUGUUCCGCCUGCGUGCAGAUCGGGUUCGGCUGCGCAUACUGUCCUGAUGAGGUGUUUGGGUUUGAUCGCUGCGAUCUUCUGGAAAAUCUGAAAAGUCACGGCUGUGCUAAAGCUAUCAGCGUGCAGAGCUCCAUGACCAGGUUGGAGAACAUAAAGACUGAUAAGAACAUGAAGCACUCGUGGGUGGCUCCUCAGCAGAUGAAGAUGACGCUGUUACCUGGUGAGGAGCGAGAGGUGGAGAUGGAGGUGUUCGAGCCGGCGCGUGGUCCACUGGACCUCUACAUCCUCAUGGACUUCUCCAACUCCAUGUCUGACGAUCUGGACAACCUCAAGAAGAUGGGGGACAAGCUCGCCGAGUUGGUUGGGACGCUCUCUGAUGAUUACACAAUAGGAUUCGGCAAAUUCGUUGAUAAAGUCACUGAACCACAGACAGACAUGAGACCAUCAAAGCUGAAGGAGCCGUGGACGAACAGUGACUCGCCCUUCUCCUUCAAGCACGUCAUCACUCUCACCAGUAACAUCACCACCUUCAGACAGAUCCUGCAGAAGGAGAGAAUAUCUGGCAACCUGGACGCUCCUGAGGGGGGAUUCGACGCCAUCCUGCAGGCCACCGUCUGUCAGUCUCAGAUCGGGUGGAGGGAGCACAGCACGCACCUCCUAGUCUUCUCCACCGAGUCUGCUUUUCAUUACGAAGGCGACGGAAUAAACGUGUUGGCGGGAAUUCUGCCGCGGAACGACGAGGCGUGUCACCUGGACAGUACGGGUCAGUACACACACGACAAGCAGCAGGAUUACCCAUCAGUCCCCACGCUGGUGCGGGUGCUUGUCCAGAACAACAUCAUCCCCAUCUUCGCCGUCACCAACCACUCGCUCUCCUACUAUGAGAAACUGCAUCAGUAUUUCCCCAUCGCUGAGCUCGGAGUGCUGACAGACGAUUCCUCAAACAUCCUCAACAUCAUCAAGAGCUCCUUCGAUAGUAUCCGAUCAAAGAUCGUCAUCCAGGCUGAGAACAAACCCAAAGCCAUCGGAGCUCAAGUCUUCUCCGCGUCCUCCAGAGAGGAGUCCAAACACGGAAACUUCAACAUCCAGCCGGGAGAAAUCGGUAAGUUUAAAGUUCUUCUCAACGCUAAGACGAGUGUGAACGACAAGCCUGUGUGCAGCCUGAACACCAACGAGCGCGAGGGAAUGAUCAGGGUCAAACCCACCACGUUUAGCUCCGCCCUCCAGAUACAAACCUCCGUCCUGUGUAAAACCUGCGACUGUGAGCUGAACCCGACACCUAAGGCGUCGCGGUGCAGCGGGAACGGAGACCUGGUGUGUGGAACGUGCCGCUGCUACGACAAAUGGCUCGGCCCGUUCUGUAACUGCUCGUCCCAGGUGUCCUCGGGGGCGAACGAGUGCAAGGAGCCGGGGACGGAGGAGCCGUGUAACGGGAGAGGAGACUGUCUGUGUGGGACGUGUCUCUGUUACAACCCCAACCAGUACGAGGGACAGUACUGUCAGUACGACAGGUCACAGUGUCACCGCUCAGGGGGGUUCCUCUGUAACGAUCGAGGCCGGUGCUAUAUGGGAAAGUGUGCGUGUGAUGAGGGAUGGACAGGAGACGCUUGUGAGUGUCCUCUUAGCAAUGCAACCUGCCUGGACAACAAAGGGGGUUUGUGUAACGGUCACGGUGUGUGUAAAUGUGGACGCUGUGAGUGUACGUACUCCGAACUGGAGCUGGGAGCAGCGUGUGAACCAAACUUCCAGGCUCAGUUGGGGAUGUGUGAGAGCAGGAGGAGCUGUGCACAGUGUCAGGCCUGGAAGACCGGAGAGAUGAAAGGAGAGAAGUGUAAGAGCUGUCCCUUCACCAUCAAGAUGGUGGAUGAGCUGAAGGACAGAGAUAAAGUGAUCGAGACGUGUGAGUAUCGUGAUGAAGAAGAUGACUGUACGUAUUACUACACCGUGAAUUAUCCUGCAAAUCCCACUGAUAAGGAGCACGAGGUGGAGGUGCUCAAGAAGAAAGAUUGCCCUCCAGGAGGAUUUCUCUGGUUGAUUCCUCUCAUCAUGUUCCUGAUGCUGUUGUUGGGUCUCUUACUGCUCUGCUGCUGGAAAUACUGCGCAUGCUGCAAGGCGUGUCUGGCUCGGCUGUGUGUGUGCAGCCCGUGCUGUGCCAUGGGUCGUAUGGUGGGAUUUAAAGAAGAUCACUACAUGCUGCGUCAGUCCUUACUGAGCUCGGACCACCUGGACACGCCGAUGGUUCGGACCGGGCCGCCCAAGAGCACGGACGUGGUGCGCUGGAAAGUGAAGGACAACGUGCACCGCGCACCGAACCACCCUCAGAACCAGAUCCAACCCAACCCCAAAGAAAUCAUCGACUUCCCUCUCUCACUGCGGCUCCACAGACCGUUUUCUGAUGAACUUUCGCGUCCUGAAUCUCGCAACACUGAGGUCCUCAGACAGGAAGUGGAGGAGAAUCUUAAUAACGUUUUCAGGCAAAUUCCCGGCACUCACUCGGUGCAGAAAACCAGAUUCAGGAUUCAGAGAAAUGCAGGAAAGAGGCAGAACAACACAAUCGUGGACACUGUCCUCUCAGCUCCUCGCUCCACCUACAGAGACAUUGCUAACCUGACCGAUAAACAGGUGCAGGCUGGGAACUUCAGCAACAUGAGAGUAGUUCCUGGAUACUACACCGUGGCCACGGACAGAGAGGCGACAGGGGCCGUGGAGCUGCAGGAGGGCGUGGAGUCUGUGGACGUUCGGGUUCCACUCUUCAUCAAAGAUGAGGAUGAUGAUAAGAAACAGCUGCUGGUGGAGGCCAUCGACGUUCCGGAGGGAAUCGCCACCAUUGGAAAACGUUACGUCAACAUCACAGUGAUUAAAGAACAUGCUAAGAGCAUUCUGACCUUCCUUCAGCCCUCAUACACCUUCGCUCGGCAAGACGGUGUAGCUAACAUCCCGAUUAGCCGCGACAUUAUUGAGGACGGUCGCACUCAGGUUACCUACAGCACGCGUGACCUCACCGCCAAGGACAAGAAGGACUACAUCUCAGUGGAUGGAGAACUGACGUACCUGCCUGGAGAAACACAGAAGAACGUUCCUGUGAAGCUGAUGGAGCUCGGGGAAGGAGACACCCUGUUGGAAAAACAGCCCAAACAGUUUGUGAUGGAUCUGAGUAACCCGCGUCAGGGCGCUAAACUCGGGAAAUACCCACGGACCACCAUCAACAUCGCUGACAAGCCAGAUCCCAGUGUGAUCAUGUUCAAGAACAGCACUCAGAACUUCAACAUAUCUGAUGCGCUCUACACCGUCCCUGUGAUUCGCACCCAGGGGCUGGAAAAUCCUUCUACUGUUAACUGGCGCACCGUGAACUCCCCCCGCAUCCACCACUCCGGCCUGGUCAAGUUCGCCCCGGGAGAGAUGGAAAAGAACAUUGUGAUCGACUCUCGUACACAGCAGAUUUCCUCCAAACCAGAAAGCUUCCAGCUGGAGCUGUAUGAGCCGAGCACUAAUAGCCUCGUCCGAGACAGGAAGACCACCUUGGUCAACAUCGUUGAUCCCAGAGGAGAUAACAUCUCUAAAAUGUCAACUGUUCCAAAUAAAGCCUCAUCUCCCACUGGACGAAUCUCUGCUCCAACUAACAUUGAAGCUACAGCUACAGGGCCCAAAAAGAUCAGCCUUAACUGGAACCCUCAGUCUGGAGCCAAAGGUUAUAAGGUAAAGUACUGGAUCUAUGGAGACCCUGAAGCAGACGCUCAGGUGAUGGACGUUAAAAACACUCAUGCUGAACUGACGAAUCUCUACCCGUACUGCGAUUAUGAGAUGCGUGUGUGUUCAUACAAUGCUCAGGGAGAUGGGGACUACAGUGACAUCGUGCAGUGCCAGACUCUUGAGGAUGUCCCAAGUGAACCAGGUCGCCUGGCUUUCAAUGUCAUUGGUCCAACUGUCACUCAGCUGAGUUGGGCAGAACCAGCAGAGCCCAACGGUGUGAUCACGGCGUAUGAGGUUGUCUACACACCCAUCAAUGAGGACAGCAAACCCAUUGGACCUGAUAAGAAGGUGAAGAUUGACAACCCCAAGAAGCGCAUGCUGCUUAUUGAGAAUCUGCAGCCCUCACAGACUUACUGCUACAAAGUGCGCGCUAGCAACAAGGUGGGAUGGGGACCGUACAGAGACGCCACCAUCAAUCUGGCAACACAACCUCACAGACCCAUGUCCAUUCCCAUUAUUCCUGACAUUCCCAUUGUGGAUGCAGAGGCAGGAGAUGAGUAUGACAGCUUUCUCAUGUACAGUAAUGAAGUUCUUCGUUCUCCCACCGCCAGCACCAGACCCAGCGUGUCUGAGUACUCUGAAGACCAGGUCAUAAAUGGAAAGUGGGAUCAAGGGUUCUUGUUCCCAGGUGGAAGUGGCUCCUUGUCACGCAACAUCAGCACUUCUUCAACCAGCUAUAGCCUCUCACCUCGCCCGGGUGGGGCCAACCAGUCAAUGGAGUCCACUAUGACUUACAUAACCAGCAAAGGAGGAUCUAUGCCUCGCAGGCAUGACAUCCAGAUGGAGGACGUGAUCUUGAGAAAACGGUCCGAAAACAGAACUUAUUAUGAUAACGACGGUGUGAGAGACUCCAUCGUGAUGAGUGACUUGACUGGAGGAUUCUCUGACAUUCUGAGCGGUUCUAGCUUCAGCCAGACUACAACUACCGGUUACAGCCUCAACUCCCACGUUCACAAUCGCUCAGAUGACAUCAGUGAAGCUCUGCAGAACCUGGACAGGGUUCUCCAGGACACCCGGCUGCCACGUGGGGUCCCUGAAACCCCAAGCAGGCUGGUGUUUUCAGCUCUGGGCCCCACAGCACUGAAGGUCAGCUGGCAGGAACCCCACUGUGAAAAGCCAAUAUUAGGAUACUGUGUGCUCUACCAGCUUCUCAGUGGAGGUGAAAUGAAGCGCAUGGACAUCACUAACCCAGCGCAGAACUCCGUGGUGGUUCAGGAGCUUCUGCCCAACCAGUCCUACCUGUUCAAGGUGAAAGCUCAAAGUCAGGAAGGCUGGGGUCCUGAGAGAGAGGGAGUCAUCACUAUCGAGUCUGCUGUCGACCCCAAGAGCCCCCUCAGCCCUGUGCCAGGUUCUUCAUUCACGCUGAGCACACCCAGUGCUCCAGGUCCACUGGUGUUCACCGCUUUAAGUCCAGAGACUCUCCAGCUCAGCUGGGAUAAACCACGAAAACCCAACGGCGAGAUCCUGGGCUAUGUGGUCACGUGUGAACAGCUGCAUGGUGGAGGAGACCAGCGCUCCUUCCAGCUCAGUGGGAACUCGGACACGUCUCUGACCGUUUCUGAUCUGAGCGAAAACGUGCCGUAUAAAUUUAAAGUCCAGGCUCAGACCACGCAGGGCUUCGGUCCGGAGAGAGAGGGCAUCAUCACCAUCGAGUCUCAGGAUGGCUCUAUGGGUCAGUACGGCAGUCAGUCUGUGAUGAGGAGAGAGGUGUUUAAUUUGCCAUCGCAGAGCACGUCACAGACAACACACACCAUGUUCACUGAACCCUUCAUCACCUCAGAUGGUAUGAUGAUGUCGAGCAGACAGGUCACUCAGCACACGGAGAUAAGCGGCAGUGUCACACGUCAGGUGGAGAUGGUGCAGAGAGGCGUGACGUCCACCGUCACCAAGAAACAAUAUUAUGAAGCCUGAACACGGAGAUGAUACGACCCUGGUGUGUUUAGUGUACACACACACACACACACACACACCACAGCCGUUAGUGUGUAAGCUGCAGAAGCCGUACGUGUGUGCGGGCGACGUGAAAAUUCUGCAGCAUUACACACACACACACACCGAACCAUGAACCGCGCGCUCAGGUGCUGUGAGAUCAUUCUCACCCAAACAGCACACAGAAUAAACAUUAAGUCAUCUUUAA